UAUUCACAGGGCGGGUCCCCUGCUGUCAGCACCUGUCUGGUCUCACUGAUUCCCUCUCGGUGCUGUGAACUGUGGACUGAGCAGAGCCUGGCCCUCCUCUUCCUCCCCCUCUCUUCUUUUUGUUUGGUCUCCUGGCCUUUCUCUUCUCUCUGGAGAGCUAGGGCCCAUUCUCCAUUCGCGGGGAGAGAGUGCCCUCUAGUGCCUGGGAGGGUGAAGGCUGAGGAGGAGGGCAGGGCCAGAGGCCAGCCUGAAAGGAGGCCCUGCCAGCCAAUGAGGGGUGAGCCGGCUGCAGCCUGACCUGUGGAGCUGGGAGAGCAAGGGACCCACAGGUAUUUCUAAGGCCGUGAUCCAUACUCUCCCUGCUGGUGACCUAAGACCACAUGAGGAUGCUGCUAUGGUUUCUUGUCUUGUCUGCUUUGGAUCUCGCGGCCUGGGGUGUGCCCACCAUUGUCUCCCGCAAGGAGUGGGGAGCGAGAUCCCUGACCUGCAGGGCCCAGCUGACCCGGCCUGUGGCCUAUGUCAUCACGGACCAGAUCACGGGGAUGGAAUGCGAGGAGCAGAACGCGUGCAGUCAAAAGCUGAGGGGCCUGCAGUCCCGUUCCGUCUACACCAAAGGCUGGUGUGAUGUGGCCUACAACUUCCUGGUUGGGAAUGAUGGCAGGGUGUAUGAAGGUGUUGGCUGGAACAUCCAAGGCAUGCACACCCAGGGCUAUAACAACAUCUCCCUGGGCCUCGCAUUCUUUGGGAAUAAUCUAGGCAGCAGUCCAAGCCCCACUGCCUUAUCAGCCGCAGAGGACCUGAUCUUCUAUGCCAUAAAGAAGGGUCACCUAUCACCCAGGUAUAUUCAGCCACUUCUCUUGAAAGCAGAGAGCUGCCUGGUCCCUCAUCAGCCACUGAUGCCCAGGAAAGCUUGCCCCAACAUCAUCACAAGGUCAGCUUGGGAAGCCAGACAGACACACUGCCCUACAAUGAGCCUCCCAGCCAAAUAUGUUGUCAUCAUCCACACUGCUGGGGCAACCUGCAACGUAUCCAUGGACUGCCGGAUCCGUGUCCGAGAUAUACAAUCUUAUCACAUGGACACACAGAACUUCUGUGACAUCGGAUAUCACUUCCUGGUGGGCCAGGAUGGUGGUGUGUAUGAAGGAGUUGGCUGGCAUACCCAAGGCUCUCACACAUACGGAUACAACGAUAUUGGCCUAGGAAUUGCCUUCAUAGGCAACUUUGUAGAAAAACCACCGAAUGCCGCAGCGCUGGAGGCAGCUCAGAACCUGAUCCAGUGUUCCGUGGUCAAGGGGCAUCUGGUCCCCAACUACCUGCUGGUGGGGCACAGCGAUGUGACCAACAUUCUGUCUCCUGGGCGGGCUCUGUACAACAUCAUUAAGACUUGGCCUCACUUCAGACAAUAAGGGAACCCAAAUUCCUUCCAAUACCACCCCCUCCCGAACCGUGGCUCCUGAGUCUCCCCUUCUUCACCUUCCAUCCUGGCUCAACACCUGUGUCCCCUCCCUGCCAGCCCCAUCCUGUUUCUUCAGCUUCAGGUUGGUAUGAUCAUUUCCUAACUAGUGUGAUCAGUUCCAUACGAUCAAACCCCACAGUGGGGCAUUCCAGCCCUCUGAGUCUGCACCCAGCCUCCUUCCCUCCUCACCUUCCUCUCCCCAGCACCCACCUCCUCACCCAGGUGAGCCUCCUUGUCCCUUUGUACACACCCCUCUCCUGGUGUGCCUUCCCCUGCCAUUGUUGUAGCCAUGCACUCCGGGAAACAGACUUACUCAGAAUGACAGUGCAGAUAGUGGAGUGCAGUUUAUUACACUGGCGGGCCCAAGGCAGAGUCUCCUCUUAGCCAAGGACUCUGACCGACUUUGGUGAAAACCUUAUAUACCUUAAGUGUACUGCUCAAACCCACAAUCCCAAGUUCCUUAAACCUAGCCUGGAAAGUCUUAAAGGGAGAUACAAUCAGGUUACAGCCAUGAUUCACAAUCAGAAGGGUCAGCUGGUUAUGCAUUGUAGCCUACACCAAUGAGUGCCAUAAAGAUUACAAAGGUGAUUGACUACAUAGGGGAUUAAUACAUUCUUUUUGGUGAUGGGAAAUCUUGGUAUGGAAUCUGGUGUUUAUCAGUCCAGGAGGCCAGUUCGGCCAUAGGUAUAUUAUCCCCAUGGCUACCAGGCACAUAGUCCAAAGCUCACUGAAAAUGCAAGAUGGAGUUUCCUUCUUUUUCAAGAUGGAGUCAGCUUGGCCUGUUCCUUUCCUCGCUCACCAUCUGCCUGGCAGCUCCCAGCCUCACACGUGACCCAGGUCAACAACCCAGCCCCUCCUCUCUGUUCACACACUACCUUAUCCAUAUUUGUAUGCAGCCCUUAUUUCAGGGCAGUGAUUAUUUAUAGAAAUUCUCUCCACUGGGUUGUGAGUUUGUCCAUUUUCAUUCAUGUCUGUGUCCUCAGUUCUUCAGCAGUGUCUGGAAUACAGAAAAGUGAAAGUGAAAGUCACUCAGUCGUGUCCCGCAAUUUGUGUCCCCAUGAACUAUACAGUUCAUGGAAUUCUCCAGGCCAGAAUAUUGGAGUGAGUAGCCUUUUCCUUCU
Molecule: messenger RNA, 2577 nt
Organism: Cervus elaphus (red deer)
Lineage: Eukaryota; Metazoa; Chordata; Mammalia; Artiodactyla; Cervidae
Gene: PGLYRP3
Product: peptidoglycan recognition protein 3
Exons: 8
Coding region: 381-1406 (341 amino acids)
Biological process (GO): peptidoglycan catabolic process
Molecular function (GO): N-acetylmuramoyl-L-alanine amidase activity; zinc ion binding
Source: RefSeq, a predicted model, not a curated record